CGGUCUGGGACUGAAUGGGCGCUAGCGCGGCGCUGGGGGCGGGCCGGGGCGCGGGGCCCGGGACUAGAGGCAGGCUGGCGCCCGCUCCCUAAUAUGCGAAAGAAGGCGGCGGGUGGCGCGGAGCGGCGUCCCCUGCAGCCGCGAACCGAGGCGGCGGCGGCGGCACCUGCCGGCCGAGCAAUGCCAAGUGACCACAGCCGUGUGAAGCUAAGAAGCGAUUGCUCACGGCCCUCCCUGCAAUGGUACACCAGAGCUCAGAACAAGAUGCGAAGACCCAACUUGUUGCUAAAAGACAUCCUCAAGUGUACACUGCUUGUAUUUGGAGUGUGGAUCCUUUUUUAUAUCCUCAAGCUAAAUCAUACUACUGAAGAAUGUGACAUGAAAAGAAUGCCUUACAUGGAUCCCGAUCGCAUAAAGAGAGCCCAGCAGUAUGCCCAGCAAGUCCUGCAGAAGGAGUGCCGGCCCCAGUUUGCCAAGAGGUCGAUGGCACAGCUCUUCAGGAGCAGGUACAGCUUGGACCUGCCACCAUUUGUGAUGAAGGUCCCUGCGGAGAGUGAGGCUGAGUACAAGUACGACCCUCCUUUCGGAUUCCGCAAGUUCUCUGGGAAAGUCCAGACCCUCUUGGAACUCUUGCCAGAGCAUGACUUUCCUGAACACUUGAGAGCCAAGAGCUGCAAGCGUUGUGUAGUCAUCGGAAGCGGCGGGAUCCUCCACGGGCUGGAGCUGGGCCAUGCCCUGAACCAGUUUGAUGUCGUGAUACGGUUAAAUAACGCACCAGUUGAAGGAUAUUCGGAGCAUGUUGGCAAUAAGACUACUAUAAGGAUGACUUAUCCAGAAGGUGCACCUCUGUCUGACCUUGAAUAUUAUUCCAGUGACUUGUUUGUUGCUGUUUUAUUUAAGAGUGUUGACUUCAACUGGCUUCAGGCAAUGGUCAAAAAUGAAACCCUGCCAUUUUGGGUGCGGCUCUUCUUUUGGAAGCAGGUGGCGGAAAAAAUCCCACUACAGCCGAAACAGUUCAGGAUUUUGAAUCCAGUUAUUAUCAAAGAGACUGCCUUUGAUAUCCUUCAAUACUCUGAGCCGCAGUCAAGGUUCUGGGGCCGAGAUAAGAAUGUCCCCACGAUUGGUGUCAUUGCCGUCGUCUUAGCCACACAUCUGUGCGAUGAAGUCAGUUUGGCGGGCUUUAGCUACGCCCUCAACCAACCCAGAACCCCUUUGCACUACUUCGACAAUCUCUGCAUGGCUGCCAUGAACUUUCAGACCAUGCACAAUGUGACCACAGAGACCAGUUUCCUUCUGAAGCUGGUCCGAGAGGGCGUGGUGAGAGAUCUCAGCGGAGGCAUCCAUAGUGAAUUUUGAACCCAAAAAACCUCACUUGAAAAUGCAGCUCCGGGGGACUUCCCUGGCCAUCCAGUGGUUAACACUCCAUGCUUCCAAUGCUGGGGGCCCAGGUUCAAUCCCCAUUCUGGGAACUAAGAUCCCGCA
Messenger RNA from Budorcas taxicolor (takin), 1482 nucleotides. RefSeq names its product ST3 beta-galactoside alpha-2,3-sialyltransferase 5 (gene ST3GAL5). Gene Ontology annotation, molecular function: lactosylceramide alpha-2,3-sialyltransferase activity. Bases 94 to 1356 code for a protein of 420 amino acids. The transcript is spliced from 7 exons. The record is from RefSeq and is a predicted model, not a curated record. NCBI's taxonomy places the organism in Eukaryota, Metazoa, Chordata, Mammalia, Artiodactyla, Bovidae.